This is a messenger RNA of Labrus mixtus (cuckoo wrasse), 4406 nucleotides long. RefSeq names its product activating transcription factor 7 interacting protein (gene atf7ip). Gene Ontology annotation, cellular component: nucleus; transcription regulator complex. Bases 358 to 4146 code for a protein of 1262 amino acids. Gene Ontology annotation, biological process: regulation of DNA-templated transcription. Gene Ontology annotation, molecular function: transcription coregulator activity; protein binding. The transcript is spliced from 13 exons. Lineage: Eukaryota; Metazoa; Chordata; Actinopteri; Labriformes; Labridae. The record is from RefSeq and is a predicted model, not a curated record.
UCACGGUGGAUUUUUCACCACGGAAAAGAGGAGGAGUCUGUUCGGUCGCGAAGGAGGAGACCAGUCGAUAGGAUUCCACGGUCGCUCGGUUACACGGUUAUUGUGGCUCAGCACUGUAGUUUUUUUUUUUUUAACACCCCCGUUGUCUUGUUGUAAACUACUGGAUUGAUACCACAUCCUCACCGCAACGUCUGUACUCAGAAAAAGUGCCCGGAAGAGUUCGCCGGACCAGAAAGAGCCUUCCCCGUACAGCGACAUCGAAACUCGCGGGAACAGCGGUCGGUGACGCGGUGAGCCGGUUGUCGAAGGAUUCUGUAGUAAAUCCAUGAACAGGAUCCUUUCUGCCUGAAGGCAGCAAUGGAAGUUGUUGUGGCAGAGGAAAAGAAGAAGAUUUUCCGUGCCAGGAAAACUAUGAAAAUUAGUGAUCGUCAGCAACUGGAGAGCCUUCACAGUACUUUGAUAACAGCGACUCCGGGUUUGUCGGAAACCUCUUCGCCGCCUCUGAUGAACGGCAUGCACAAAGAGGAUGGACCAAAGGCGGGAGACAAGGAGCAAAACAAUGUGUCUGACUCAAACUCACCCCGAACUGCAUCGCCUUCCUCUCCGACACUGAGCUCGCCUGCUCCUUUCUUGUCCCUGAACCUGUCCCCUUCCCCUGCCUCUUCUCAAAGUCCACCAGCAAAGGAUGCUCCUACUACUCCCACAUCACCAUUCCACUCUCUGAACUUUGAACUGAAAAAGAUGGAGCAGGAUGGGGACGACGGGGACGAGAAGAAAGGCUCUUCAUCCUCCUCAUCAAAGGAGUCUGUUCCAACAGCAUCAACAGAAUCCAAGGAAAAUCAGGAUAAAGACAAUGAGGUGAUCAAGGAAAAGGAGAAAGUCACUUCAACAGAUAACCCAGCUGUGGAUUUGGCGAAGGAUUCUGAUAAAGGUUUGGAUUCUAGUGUAUCUGAGCCACCUCCAUCAAAUGACUGUACAGAACCAAUGGAUACAGACAGUGACACUACAAAGGCCAAGGACUCUGAGACUUCCAAAGCCAAAAUAAAAAAUGUCCGUCUUUUAUCUUGGCCUUCCUCCAAAAACUCUACCACUUCUGAUUCCUCUCCUCCUUGUCCUUCUUCGUCUCACCCAGCUUCCUCUUCUCAAGUGGAACUGAAACAAGAGAAGGAUAUCAAAAAUGAGAAGAUAAAUGUAGAAGAGGUCAAAAAAGGGGACAAGGAGAAAGGCUCAACAAGUGAAGAAAAGAUGGAGGUGAAAGUAGAGACCAAAAAGAAAAAAACAGAAACCACAAAGCCAUCUCGGCCUUCAUCCACUCCACCCUCUAAUACAGCAGUGCAAGAGGAGAAAGGAUCCACCUCUGGACUGAAGCGCACAUUAUCAGAGGGAGACGAAAAUGAUGGACAAGCUGUAAAAAGAGAGGGGAAGAGGCCCAAGGUGGUGCGUGAGGAGCUGGAGGCACAACUGGAACUUAAAAUCACUGCAAAUGAUGCGGGUCACCAUAAACUAGAACAGAUUGUGCAGCAGUUGGUGGAUGAACGGUUGAGAGUCCUGGAAAUGACUAUUUUCGACAAACAUUUCGAAGAGCUGAAGACCAGAGUAGACAAAAUUGACUGUGCCACUAAACACCAAACUGCGAUUAACACACUCCAGGCCAAGAUUGCGCGACUGGCAAAGAAAUUUGGAGAGGCCAAUCAGGCGUCGGAGAACAAAAGGAAAAAUGAGGCGCUGGCUGCUGCCGCUGCUGCUAAUGCUGCCAACGCUGCCAAAACUAUAACGGUUUCAACCAACCCUCAAGCUCAACGGCCUCUCCGGGCGCCCAUGGAGGUAAAGCAGGCUCAAACCGUUCCUUCGUCCAGCACCACUGCCUCUUCAGUUCAACCAGUCCCCACUGCAGCUUCAGUCCAAACACCCACCUCCACUGCUAUGGUUACGCAGGCCCCCAUCCUGCAGCUGAUCACCUCCACCUCUAAUGCUGCCUCCAGCUUGGCCGCUGGCAUCACCACUCAGAGUCCCACGGGCACCCUGCUGCUGAAGACGGCCUCUGGGAGCAGCAUGAUGACCACUGGCCAGCCACUCCUCAUCCAACUGCCUUUAUCAAUGGCUAAUGGCCAGGCAGGAACUCUGGUCAACAUUCCCGUCUCCUCUUUAACUGCAGCUAGCUCCCUCACCAAGGCCAAGACCACUUCCACCGCCACUUUUAUACUCAAGCCUGCUUCAGCCAUCACCACAGCAGCAGUUUCUGCUCCAACAGUUGCAACUGUCCCAGCACUCCAGGCUGGUCAGAUGUCAUCCACUCAGAUCUCUCUCGCCCGUGCCGUAUAUCAGGGAGGGGCCGGAGGGAUAAUGACACCUAACGCAGGGGUAUCCGUGACAACAGCCAGGACAUCGUCUCAAUCUGUCUCUGUAGCAGGAGCAAUGUCUUCAGCCUCUUCACCUGCAACCUCUGGGCCGGCAGCAACGGGGUCGACGGCUCCUGGACCACCACAAGGGACAUCUCUGACGUCAAAGACAGAAGCUCUGGUGAAGAUUGAGGAGAUGAACGAGGGGGAGUCUGAUGGCGGAGAAAUGUCCGAUGUGGACUGGAGUGAAGUGGAGGAGCGUUCCGACUCGGACCCUGAACCCCCACGCCCCAAAAAAAACAAGACGUUUGUGCCAACUGCCCCAUCGGUUGGCGUGUCCCCUCCAGUCCCGGGCACAUGUGAAGAGGGUAAAGAUGGGACAAUCUGGGAAACCAUCCAGCCUGGAGGACAAUCGGGGAGGCGACAGUCCCAAAAUGUCCUCACAGAAUCCGCGGGCCCCACAGCUCAUGCUAUGCGCAAUAUUGAGGACGCUCUGAGCGCCUUAUUGUGCUUACUGGACAUGCAAAUGCUGCAGCACAUACGGGACUGCACUGUGGCUGAGGCGCGCCGUAUUGAUGCAGACAGCUCAUGGGAUCUCUCCGUUGCCGAGCUGAAGGCCUUCAUUGCCCUGCUUUACGUGAGAGGAGCGUUCAACAAGAACAUCGAGUUGGAGAGCUUUUGGUCCGAGGAAUGGGGACUGGCUUUCUUCAGGACCACGAUGCCGAGGAACCGCUUUAGGCAGAUAAUGCGCUACCUGUGCUUUGACAAAAAGGAUGACAGGCAUGCCCGUCUGUGCAGUGACAAAUUUGCCCUGAUGUCUGAGGUGUGGGGUGGAUUUGUCAGCAACAGCAUUGCCUGCUACAAACCUGGGGCGUGUAUUACUGUGGAUGAGCAGCUGUUCCCCACCAAAGCACGGUGCCGCUUUACUCAGUACAUGGCCAAUAAGUCAGACAAAUUCGGCAUAAAGUUCUGGUUAGCUGCAGAUGUUGAGACCAGAUACUUUUUGAACGGCUUCCCAUACCUGGGCAAAGAUGAAACGAGACCGGCUCAUCAACGUCUGGGAGAGAGUGUGGUGAUGAAGCUGGUGGAGCCAUACGUGGGAAAGGGAAGGAAUGUCACCACAGACAAGUUUUUCACGUCCCUCACCCUGGCCAAAAACCUGCAGCAGAAAAACACCAGCCUGGUCGGUACAGUCAACAAGGCCAGACGGGAGCUGCCGCCUUCAGUCCAGGAGCAGAGAGGGGAACUGUUUACCACGAAGGUGCUCAAGUAUAAGCGGGCCACCCUCACGGUUUACCAGGAGAAACCAAGAAAGAGUGUCGCACUCCUUAGCACCAUGCACCCAACUGUCUCCAUUGGGAGUGAUAGGAAGAGAAAGCCAGAGACUGUCACUUUCUACAAUGCCACAAAGGUCGGGGUUCAUGUGCUGGACCGGAUGGCUCGUCGGUACACCGUAAAAGGUCGAACUCGAAGGUGGCCUGUCGUUGUGUUCUAUAACCUUCUGGACAUGGCUGCGAUAAACGCUCAUGUCCUGUUCAAGGCAUGCACCUCGACCACCAUCGCCAGAAGAGCGUUCAUUCUUGAGCUGGCAAAGCAACUGAGAGAGGAACACCUAUGUGUCAAGGCCAGUCUGACGUCGGUGCCCAUGGAGCCACAGCAUCCACAAGAGCCGAAAAGGAGGCAGUGUCAGAUCAACACGGACUGCAAGAAGAAUAAGACCGGUGUCUCCUGCAAGGGGUGCAAGCGCCCUGUGUGUGGGAAGUGCACCGUAAGGGUUGAGCACUUUUGCCCCUGGUGUGUGUGUUAGGAGCCGGGGCGCUCUCAAAGGUGCCGAUCGUGCCUUUGUUCAUCUGUUUGUUUGUUCGCCACUGCAUCUGUAAUGGAUUUCUGUUGUAUAUAGUUUGUCAUGCCCAAAGAUAGCCUUGUUUUUGUUGUACAUGUACUGUUCAUUCAGUAAUUUUCGCCCAUGUGCGGGAGUGUGUUCUUCAAAUUUCCUCUAUGUCGAGGAAACAAAUCCAGUUACAGAGGAGGAGGAGGGGCAUCAAUAAAAACAGUUUCCUCUCAUUA